AAGGAUCUGUUACAAGGACGUCAUGAUGGAGAAUCACCAGCCCCUCACAUCACCAGAUGGAUCCAGUCGGAGAAAUCUACCAGAGAGAUGUCCCAGUCCUCUGUAUUUCCAGGACUAUCCAGAGGAGAAGCAGAAUGUCCUACUGGAUCAUCAGGAAAGUGAUGGAAGUGGAAGGACGAGUGGCCUGGAGAACCCCACAUCAGUGUCAGUGACUGGUGAACACAGUACAAGAUCCUCCCAUGGACAUCUCUCUAUAUCUCCUUAUCAUAAAUUACAGAUUGGCAAUAACAGAACUGGACAUAGACUGAGUAAAAUUCUUGCAUGUUCUGAACGUGAGAAACAUUUUGAAGGGAAAUCUAAUCGUCACCUGCAUGAGGGAAUUCACACAGAAGAGAAGCCAUUGUUAUGCAUGGAAGAAGGGAAAUGGUUUGAGCUUAAACAUCAUCUUGAGACACAUCAAGGAAUUCGCACAGGAGAAAAGACAUAUUCAUGUUCUGAAUGUGGCAAGUGUUUUAGUAAGAAAUCAAUUCUUACAGAUCAUCUAAGAACUCACACAGGAGAGAAGCCAUAUUCAUGUUCUGAAUGUGAGAAGUGUUUUGGUCAUAAAUCAAAUCUUACAGAUCACCUAAGAACUCACACAGGAGAGAAGCCAUUUUCAUGUCCUGAAUGCGGGAAGUGUUUUGGUCAGAAAUCGAAUCUUACAGAUCACCUAAGAACUCAUACAGGAGAGAAGCCAUUUUCAUGUCCUGAAUGUGGGAAGAGUUUUAACCAAAAGGCACAUCUUGUUAGACAUCAGAAAGUACACUUAAAGGAGAAGGCAUUUUCAUGCUCGGAAUGUGGGAAAUGUUUUGUCCCCAAGUUAGUUCUAGAUGAACAUCAGAAAAGUGACACAUGGAAGAAGCCAAUAUCAUGUCCUGAAUGUGGGCAAUGUUUAAGUCAGAUUCAGAUUUCAAGCUUUAAGGAACAUCUAAAAACUGAAACCAGGGAGAAACCAUUUUCGUGUUCAGAAUGUGGCAAAUGGUUUACCCAUAAAUCAAAUGUUGUAAAACAUCAGAGACUCCACAAAGGGGAGAAGCCAUUUUCAUGUCCUGAAUGUGGGAAAUGUUUUACCCAGAAAUCUGAUCUUGUAAAACAUCAUAGAAUUCACACAGGGGAGAAGCCAUUUGCGUGUCCUGAAUGUGGGAAGUGUUUUAAUCAGAUAUCAAACCUUAAGGAACAUCUAAGAAUUCACACAGGGGAGUAUUUAUUUUCAUGUCCUGAAUGUGGAAAAUGUUUCAACUAUAAAUCAGGUCUUUUUAAACAUCAGAAAGUGCACAAAGGAGAGAAGCCAUAUUCAUGUUCAGAAUGUGGAAAAUGUUUUACCCAGAAAUCAGGUCUUGUUAACCAUCAGAGAACUCACACAGGGGGAAGCUGUUUUAAUGUUCAGAUUGUAGGAAUGUAGUAGGUGUGGAGCUCAAUUGUAGGACCUGCUGCCUCAGAAUAUCUUCUAAUGCUGUGUUCCUCAACUCCAGUCCUCAGGGCCCACCUGUCAGUUGUCUUUUGAGAAGAUCCCAAAGAAUGAAAACCUGUGGUAGGUCCUGAUGCAUUGACACUAAUUAUAUCACCUGCUCAAAACUAAGGAAAUCCUGAAAACAUGACUGGCAGGUGGGCCCUGAGGACUGGAGUUGAGGAACACUGUUCUAAUGUAAAUGCCUGGCUUCAGUACAGAAAACCAUCACUGCUUAACACAGAUAGAUAUUUGAUAUGAUCUUGGUGAUGGUUAUUUUAGGUUAAGAAGCCUUUUCAUUUUCAUGGGACCAUUCAGGCAGUCCACCCCACUCACAUGGCUGGACCUGCAGAGGUAAGCAUCCUUACCUGCUCCCUGCCGCUGGGUUCCGGCACCUUUGCUUCCCUACUGCCAUGCUCCAGGCACCGCAUGUCAACAUCCAGCUUGAUUGGGGUUGCUUGUGCUGCUGCAGCCAGUGACUGGUAGCAGUGGUGAUGUGUACACCCAUGCACAGAGUCAAAAAGUGUAGUCUGAGUUUUUAGAUACAGAGCCUUUACUAGACUAGGAUAUUUCUGGUAUAGUAGAAGAUCAUUUCCCACCUCUGAUCUUGGACUCCGUGGACUCCUGAAAAGUUGAGAGACUGGGAGUAAUUACCCUUGGAAGUAAGUGUUCAGAGUAACAAUGAGCUUCAUUUACAGAGUUAUCAGCUGCGAUCAUGAAAUAUACAGACCCCAGGAGCCAGUACGCUACUACUGUGCCUUACCUCGUGGACUGAUCACUACUCAUUCUUAUCUACAUUCUAAUUACAGCUUCUGAAACUUGGCUCUUAAAAUGUUCUAAUUGUUUUGUGAAAUCUGCCCUAUCCGAUCCACAGAACAGAUCAUCUGUAAUAAAGGACUUGUAUACCUGAAGUAGGUUCCUUCAUUUCUCCUCGAGGAGGCUCACAAUGUUGCAUUGAGUUCUCCUCUAUAAUGAUCGUCCAGAUAUCUUCAGAGGGGAUCAGGUUUUAUAGAAUGAGAAAAGUGAUCAAUUAUGUGUUAAAAUUAUUUGUUCUCUGUCGCUGCAUUCAAAGACCUUCUUUUCCAUAGACAGAGCUAUAUGAGGCCUUGUUUUCUUGUAGUUUUCAGUGGAACCAUUUCAGGAUACAUAUGACUUUUUUUUUUAACCAUAUCUAGCAAUGGCCGGACUGAGGGGGGGCGGAGCCCCCUUUAGGGGAGGCCCCCAUGACGGGUGUUUGGUUU
Molecule: messenger RNA, 2727 nt
Organism: Bufo gargarizans (Asiatic toad)
Lineage: Eukaryota; Metazoa; Chordata; Amphibia; Anura; Bufonidae
Product: gastrula zinc finger protein XlCGF57.1-like
Exons: 4
Coding region: 23-1441 (472 amino acids)
Biological process (GO): regulation of transcription by RNA polymerase II
Molecular function (GO): DNA-binding transcription factor activity, RNA polymerase II-specific; RNA polymerase II cis-regulatory region sequence-specific DNA binding
Source: RefSeq, a predicted model, not a curated record